Molecule: messenger RNA, 639 nt
Organism: Vanderwaltozyma polyspora DSM 70294
Lineage: Eukaryota; Fungi; Ascomycota; Saccharomycetes; Saccharomycetales; Saccharomycetaceae
Gene: RIB3
Product: 3,4-dihydroxy-2-butanone-4-phosphate synthase RIB3
Exons: 1
Coding region: 1-639 (212 amino acids)
Biological process (GO): aerobic respiration; riboflavin biosynthetic process
Cellular component (GO): cytosol; mitochondrial intermembrane space
Molecular function (GO): 3,4-dihydroxy-2-butanone-4-phosphate synthase activity
Source: RefSeq, a predicted model, not a curated record
AUGUCAAGCAUUUUUAUGCCAAUUGAAGAGGCAAUUGAACAUUUUAAGAAAAAUAAGUUCAUUAUUGUAAUGGAUGAUGAAUCCCGUGAGAAUGAAGGUGAUUUAAUUUGUGCAGCAGCCAAUGUUCAUACUGAGGAUUUGGCAUUUUUAGUACGUUAUAGUUCAGGUUAUGUCUGUGCACCAAUGUCCAAUGCAAUUGCUGAUAAAUUAGACUUGCCAUUACUAAGAACUGGUAUGAAAUAUCAAUCAAAUGCUGAUGAUAGACAUGGUACUGCUUAUACAAUUACUGUAGAUUUUGCAGAAGGCACUACUACUGGUAUCUCUGCUCAUGAUAGAGCUUUGACUUGUAGAAAGUUAAGUGAAUCAAGUUCUACUGCUACUGAUUUCUUGAAGCCUGGCCAUAUCUGUCCAUUAAGAGCUGUAGAUGGUGGUGUUUUAAAUAGACGUGGUCACACUGAAGCAGCUGUUGAUUUAUGUAAACUAGGUGGUUUGCCAGAAGUUGGUGUUAUUUGUGAAUUGGUCAAUGAUAGAGAUGGUUCAAUGAUGAGAUUAGACGAUUGUGUAAAAUUCGGUCAUGACCAUAACAUUCCUUUGAUUUCCAUUGAACAAUUAGUGGAAUAUUUGGAAAAUAAACAAUAA